This is a messenger RNA of Vitrella brassicaformis, 5988 nucleotides long. Lineage: Eukaryota; Vitrellaceae. The record is from the annotation of a GenBank genome assembly.
CAUCAGUUGAGCGGUCACUCACUGUCUGGCACACAUGAGCCCUCAUCACGCCAUCCGAUGUCCUUCCUCGACGCCGAAAAGCCCUUAAAUCUAUGGCACACAUGCACACAGAUGCACUGACUGCAUGAGAGUGAGGCGCCCCAGAGAGCUCACGCACCCACCCCCGCCCGCACUCACUCUCUCUUCGUGUCACUCAGACGCCACCGCACCGUCAGAAAGCCCUUCAAUGCACACAUACGGCACACGUACGUCACGCAAUAAAAGACAAAUACACCGGAGAGUCAGUGGGUGGGACCACAUGCACACCGACGCCCGCACCCUCUCUCUCUCUCUCUCUCUCCCUUCCCCCCUUUGGACAGCGGUUGAUACGUAUACAUGUGUGUACACCUACCUGUCUGUGAGAGUCAUUGCAUCCUGCCAGGCCAGGUGUGUACACCCCACCCCGCAUACACAAACGAUGAAUCGAGCGAUGAGUGAGAGGUGCUUACAUACAUAUUAACAUGCAGACACUAUGCUGUAUAUGAAGCACCUCCGGUCAACACACACACACACAUGCACAUGCACACAUGCGCAAGAUAGAAGACACUGUUGAAGGGCACAACGCAGGCAGAGAAAUACGCACAAUGCGAAUCUCUUCAACUCACUAUGUCCCCCUGCCCUCCGACACACGCUGUCGCAUGAGCCAAGAAUCGGGCUCGCAUCACAUUUGAUCCGUCUACACCAAAUCUGUUCACAAGAACUCCCUCCCUCCCUCCCUCUACCUCCCUGUCUGUCUACUGCCGCCCGCUAGUGUGUCGCUCAAUAGGGGGCCGCUCGAUACGAGCCAUCACUAAUACCACCCCAGUAGUGCUGAUUGCUGUCCCUCUGUGGUCCAUAGCACGAUGCUGCUGCUGCUGCCGCCGCCGCUGCUGCGGGUGAAGGCAGCAGCGGCGGCAGUAGAGUGGGUGUGUGUUGGUGUAGAUGGGGGGAAUGAUGGUUGGGGUGAGUCAACGGGCGGGCGCUGGCCACCAUCACAGACACAGACAGGACAGAGACAGACAGCACGGAGUGGGUCGCGUGGCGCCGCACAUUCAUGUAGUCAGCUUGUCUCCUUCCUCACUCACCUGGGACAAGCACCUGUGGCCACUUGUGGGUGUGUUGGGCCGUGGCCACCUGGCACACACACCCACACCACACCGACACACACAUAAGACAUACCAACACAACGCGACAUCAAGAGAUACUCUACGUACCUGGAUUGCCUCCCCCUAUGGGUUUGGGGGCGUCCAUCGAAUGGCCAGCCCCACCCGCCUUGACGCCACCAGGAACGGCCACCUUGCACUGAACCUGACACACACGAAAUGUCCCCGUCUGUCUGUUGAGAGAGGGAGCGAAAGACCAAACAGACGCAGCGUCUGACCUGCUUGCAAUUGAUCCAGUGCGACUGCUGGCUGAGCACCCUCUGCAUGGUAGACUUUUCAUGGAAUACGACGAAGCCAAAUCCCCGCGGACGGCCUGAACACACACACACACACGGACACACACGGACACACACGGACACACACACACACACAUACACACAGAGAGAGAGAGAGAGAGAGUCAGCACCAACCAGUGUGGCUGUGGCUGUGGCUCUCGCACACCGACCGGUAAUUGGGUCCGUGACGAGAAACGCAUUGCGCACGGGGCCAUAGUUCGCAAAGUACGCACGGAAUUGGGCUGAAAGAAUGAACGAAGACAACGACAGAGACAGAUGGAUGAGUCGCUGCCCACCCACCACUCCCGCGGGCCCUCUUACCCGCUGUGAGUCCGUGCGGCAGUCCGCCGACAAACAUCUUGUUGUUGUUGGCCUCCUCACCAGAUGAAGAUGCAGCAGGGGCCGCGACUGCAUCCAUCGUCUGAGCGAGCGUGACCCACUGAUGGGGCGGAGAAAGUGAUUCGCUUUGCCGGGACAGUGCGCUGCCGGCUCCAGCGAGCUGGCCCAAACUGUGCAUACACACGCCCGAAGUACAGUACACCUAACUCGUCCAUUACACACUCACUUGGGUGGUGGUGGCUGCUCGUGGAAGCCGUUGGUGAAGGAAGGCGGAUGUGGUACUUGUAGCUGGCUCGUGUUGCCUCCUGCUGCUACUACUGCUGCUGCUGCCGCCGCUGGAGGGGUUGGAGAUGAGAACAUGGCCGCGCCCGGCGAUUCAGGUGGUGCCGGUGGUGGGUAGUUCGGUGGACCACCUGCACAUGGGACGGACCACCCGCACCACACGCGCCAAAAAUGAGUGGUUGUCGACGCUCUAUGGGUUAUAUAAAUCGGCUUCCCAUCUACUCACCGACGGGAGCAGCAGGCGGCGGCGGGUACCCGAAGAUGGGCUGAGUGCCAUAGCUAGGAUGGCCAUGUGGGUGUGGGUACGGCUGCACUUGGGCGUGGCUGUCGUCUGCCGGUGCUGCAGGGGGCGAUGAGGGCGGGGGAGGGGGCGGGCCGUCUGAACGAACGAGGCACACCAAACACACUGUGACAAUCCGCCGGCUGGUGCGUGUGUGAGUGCCCUUUUGCGCACCUUGAUUUGGGUCAUCUUGGUCUUGCUCAGGCUCCUCGGUGGGCUCCUCCUUGGUAGGAAUGGGCACCCACACCAAGCCCUGCACGUGCACAAGACACGCACACACGUAUUCGGCUGAGUGAGUGAGUGAGUGAGUGAGGGCGUCGGUUACCCUUUGGUUGUCGUAGAUGUGUUUGAGCCAGUUGCAGAGGUCGAUCGCCUGCCCCAGGUUGCCGAGGUAUUCGGUGUUGAUUUGACUCGCCGUCUUGCCACUCAUCUGGUGCAGAUGAUAUCCCUUGAGCCCACUCUGAGGAAUCGUAUACAUACAAAGACAUCCAUUCAUCGACCACCCCCCCUGUCUGUCUGUUUCUGUGUCUGCCUGUCUGCCCCCACAUACCUUUUUGACGAUCUGCAGCACGCUUCUUGCCAGCUCGCUCUCAUCCCGCUCCAGCGCUUCAACCAGCUGCUGGUGGUCGAGGUUGACCAGCUGACGCUCCACACACCCAACAGGCUUCUUCUGCGGCUGCCGACCAGCUCUGGCCUUGGGGGCACCUUGCUGCUGUUGGUUGGCACCCCCACCACCCCUGGCGGCCUCUGCGCCGCCCUCAGUCUUGACGCGGACACCGACACGAGCAGCGGCCGCCAGCCCUCCCUGCCCCCCUCCUUGGCCUGGCCGGUUACCGCCCGGUUGCUCUCCGCCAUCCCUGGUCGACACAGCGGCCGCCUGGGGCGGCUCGGCCCCACCGCCCCUCUCCUCAGUCGGCUGCUGCUGCUGCUGGCCGUCAUCGAUGACGACUGGCUCUCGCUGCUGCUGAUUGCAACCUUCACCAGCAGCAGCCGACCCACGUGAGGCGCCCGAGCCUCCGUUGCCAGGCGGACGGCUCGAUGGUGCCGGCGGUGUGGGUGACGCGGGUGGUGGUAGUGGUGCUCCUGCGGCGGCAGCAUGUGCUUGUGCGGGGGACUCAGAUGGGUGUCGUUUCACUCGUUUCUUGGGUGGUGAUUUGGGUAGCGGGCGGCUGUCCCUGUCCCUGUCCCUGUCCUUGUCCUUGUCCUUGUCUUUCUUCUUGCCGCCCUCCUUGUCCUUGUCCCUGUCUUUCUUGUUCUUCUUCUGUUUGCCGUUCUUCUUAAUUGACAUGCCCGCCCUGACGUCCUCCUUCAAACUUUCCCCCGGUGACGAUGCCACAUCGCUGUCAGGGGGCACAUGCUUGCGCUUCUUGCCCCUCGUCCUUGGACUCGCAGCGGCGGCCGGCGCCUCCUGCUCGCCUUCCCUCUCGUCUUCCUCGAGAACGUUGAUGUGAUGACGCCUGCCUUUCCGCUCUGCAAUACUGCUGCUCGCCCGGUCCAGGACAGAGCGGGGGGAUGAGCCCGGCAGGGCGGCCGCGGCUGGGGGGCCGGCCUUGGCCAAUGACGGACGCGCAACAGUGGUAGCAGCAGCGGCGGUGGCAGCAGCUGGUGGCGGUGCGACAUGGGGAGGGCGAUGCGGCUGUGCAGCCGAGUGCGCCGGGGGCCGCACACCUGACGGAAAUGGCAACACGACAAGGCAUGAAGGACGCCCCGACACGUACACUCGUUGACUCAUUUUCACCUGGGUGGAUGAAUGGCCCGUUGUGACUCCCUGGCGGCAGUGGGGGGCCGCCGUGAUCUGUCCGCACCAUACAUUCAUCGAGACGAGUACGGGUGUCUUUGAGGCCAGCUAUCUGUUCGUGUGUCCAAGCGCACCGUAGAAGUAUGGUGGCGGUGGCCAGAACGGGGGAGGCUGAUGGCCGUAGGGCCACAUGGGAGGGAAGGGCGGCCCAUUCGCGGCAGCACCCGCCAUCGCAUGCUCGUCCUCUUGCUGCUGCUCCCCGUCGCCCAUCUCCUCAGCCACUGCAUCCACCCGAUGCAUCAGUACAGAAGCCGUCAUUGCGUUGCUCCACAGGCUCACUGACUGACCUGCUGCUGGAACCGACGAUCGCCUGGCGCCGUUGGCUUUGGCCGUCGUCUUCGGCUUCGCCUUGGCGACUGCGACACACGCACAGACACGCACACAACCGGAGUUGGCCAAAACUCUGCCGGCCAUGCGCUCCGGUGUGUGUAUGGAAGCCAGCCGGCCAGCCAGCAAGUCACUUACUGCGCUUGACGAACACUCUCGUGCCAUCCUCCCCUGUGGUGAACUCAUCGCGGUUGUUGUCGGGAGGGCCCUUGAGCGCCUCCUUGGCCUUCUCCCGGAGCGGAACGAAGGUCCAGCCCAUGCGGCUGUUCCUCUUGUUUGCCGGGCGGCUCACGUCGUCUCGCAGGUAGUAGCCCUCGCCCUUGCUGUCGGCAAAGGGGCCGAUGGUGACGGUCACAGUGUCUUGGUAGGGGCCUUGGUGGGGGUGGGUGAAGGCGGGCUGCACGUUUGGGUGGGACUGGCGGAGGAGGGCGAAGUAGCUUGUAUGGUAGUUGGUUGCGACUUCCUCGUAGUGCUGUCUGCAGGAGGCGCAGAGGUCGCCAUCUGCCUGACCCCCUGCAGCAGCAGCGGCCGGUGCAGCAGCGGCUGGCGAGGCUGGUGUGUCAUCCGGCUGCUGCUCCUCGAUGGCGAGCUCUCGAUGCUCAGCCAGAUCUGCAUGACAGACACAUAAGUCCACCAUGAACCACACAAGACACGUCUGUCUGCGAUCAUGGGCAUACAGUGAAUACCAUUUUCUCGGCCGGGUGUGUAUUUUUCAUCAUCGCCGUCGCCACCGUGCCGCGCCUUCUUGCGGGCGGCAGGGACGGCGCGGCUGUCUUCACCCUCACCCUGGACAUCCUCCUCCUCAUCAUCGUCGUCCUCAUCGCUCACUGAAGGAAUGAAGGGACCAAACAACAACAUCCCUUAGACAUUCACGUGAUGUGAUGCGUGUGAGGGCCGGCUUCGGUGCAGCUUACCGCUUUCGCCGGAGAGGUCAGACUCUGCUGCCGCGGCAGCGGCAGCGGCGACCCCUGCAGCCCACCAAGCAGCCGUCCCCCGACACCCACCCGCCCCACCGCUCUCGACCCCCUGACCUCCACCAGAGGGACCGCCAGACUCGAUGGCGCCGCCAGGGGCGGGGGACGGCUGGUUGGUGGGCUGCGAGGAGUGCUGUGGGGGUGGUGACGGUCCAGCGACGGCUGGCGAUGGGCUGCCGUGUGGCUGCGGUGUCUGUGGUGCGGUGGAUGCCAUUCGCCCUGGGCCUCGUGUGGCCGUCCUGGUGAGCUCACGCUUGACGUCACUGGCACCUGCUGACAGCACACAGGAGCCACAGAGAGUGUGGCACAUUCAUGUGUUUGUGUGAGUCUGCGGACGGAUCUUUUCGCAUGCGGUGUACCUGAUGACGCGACUGGUCUUGGCGCGUCGCCCCGACUGCUCAUAGUGGUCAGGUCUGCCCCUUCAGGCCUUCAGCUGGACGAGCCCGGGGUUCAUAGCUUCGUCAAUCGGGUGGCGCCAACGAGGCAAAGAAUCGACGGCAAUGGCAAGACCCGCACACCCUCGUCAAAAGAG